UGGGCAUGCUCAGUCGCGCGGGCAGAGCUCCGGGCGCGAGCCGGGCUUCUUCUGCACCACAUUCAUCGGCUGCCAAGGGGAGCCACCGGGCGCUCGCAGGCUCGGCGAGCGCUGCCCGCGGGAGGACCCGGCCGCCGCACCCCCGCCGCUGCCCCAUCGCCUCCAGGAGCCAUGGCCAGCCUCGGCCAUCCCGCCGCCUUUGGUCGGGCCACCCACGCGGUGGUGCGGGCGCCGCCCGAGUCCCUCAGCCAGCACGCGCUGAGGCGCGCCAAGGGCGAGGAGGUGGAUUUCGCCCGCGCGGAGCGGCAGCACCAGCUCUACGUGGGUGUGCUGGGCAGCAAGCUGGGGCUGCAGGUGGUGGAGCUGCCGGCCGACGAGAGCCUCCCGGACUGCGUGUUCGUGGAGGACGUGGCCGUGGUGUGCGAGGAGACGGCCCUUAUCACUCGACCCGGGGCGCCGAGCCGGAGGAAGGAGGUUGACAUGAUGAGAGAAGCAUUAGAAAAACUUCAGCUUAAUAUAGUAGAGAUGAAGGAUGAAAACGCAACCUUAGAUGGUGGAGAUGUCUUAUUCACAGGCAGAGAAUUUUUUGUGGGCCUUUCCAAAAGGACAAAUCAACGAGGUGCUGAAAUCUUGGCUGAUACUUUUAAGGAUUACGCAGUCUCCACAGUCCCUGUAUCUGAUGCUUUGCAUUUGAAGAGUUUCUGCAGCAUGGCUGGGCCUAACCUGAUUGCAAUCGGGUCUAGUGAAGCUGCGCAGAAGGCCCUCAAGAUUAUGCAGCAGAUGAGUGACCACCGCUAUGACAAGCUCACUGUGCCUAAUGACAUGGCUGCAAACUGUAUAUAUCUAAAUAUCCCCAGCAAAGGGCAUGUCUUGCUGCACCGAACCCCAGAAGAGUAUCCAGAAAGUGCAAAGGUUUAUGAGAAACUGAAGGACCAUCUGCUGAUCCCCGUGAGCCAAUCUGAACUGGAAAAGGUGGACGGGUUGCUCACCUGCUGCUCGGUUUUAAUUAACAAGAAGGUAGAUUCCUGAGCUGCAGAGCCCCUCCCGGUAGCCGGCAAGAUGCCCAGGCCAGCCGAUGACUCUGUACCCACUCCCUUGUUUUCCUUGACAAUCUACUGUGCCACUGUGCUACUAACUCUUGUUUACAGAAAUUUAAUUCCAAGUUUAAUUGCUUCAUUUUCUGCACCUUUGCCCUCCUUCCCCUCACGGUGGUACCUAAGCUGUGGAUUUGCUAAAUGAAUUAAGUAACCUAGAAAAUAUAGAACUAAUGAAUCAUUGAAAUGUGAUUAAUAGUAGUAUGGAAACACUCAUUUUAGUGUUUGUAUUAUCUGUGUGAAAAUCGUUUAGUUACAACCUUUUCCGAAGAAUGUCUUCUUGAUCAGUCAGAUAAGCUAGGUCUUUCUCUGCCUCAUGAAUCACAUUUGAUUCCUGUGAAAUUCCCUGGCCAGUGGAUUCUCCCUGUUUCCCUCUUUUGUUCUUCUGGACUCCAAAAACCAUUUUUCCAGGUACUUUUUUUGCUUCUAUCACCACCCCUUGACCUUGGGUAAAAUCUGAGACCUUGCAUCUGGAUACAUUUCUACAGGUCCACCCUGUUGGCCAUCGGUUGUCUCUGCCUCACGGACAUGUCUUCUGUCACCACCAGCCCUCCCUUCCCUGGGGGCUAAACAGGCUCAUCAGCAGAGUAGUGCCAAAAUCAGAGUGGCUGUUUGGGGAGUGUUAACUGCACAUCCCAAUGGGGUUUGCCUCAGAGACCUAAAUUCUAAAUGAAGUAGGGCACCACACCUAGGAAGCUGAAUUUGGCCCCAGAUGGUUGCUACAGAACCAUAGAUCAAGAAGCUUGGAAACACCCCAUGAGUACGACUUAUAAAGUCUCUAAGUCACAGUCCAUGAAUUUUUUUUUUUUUUUUCUUCAUUACUGGUCGCGUAGGACCUGGAGGGAAGUCUUACUCUUCCCUUUAGCUUAUUUCUGUUUCCCCCAACCCAUUCUCACCUUACUUGUAGCCUUCUGCCCCUUGCGUUUAUUCUCGUUUAGCAAUAUCAUUUCUUUUGAAAGAGACAUCGCAUCUAAAAAUGAUUAUCGAUGGUCUCCUGUGAGCCAAAGGGAGUAGCCCCCCCAUGGUCGAGGAGCAUGUUCGGGAAAUGAUGGGUUUGGUGCCUGGAACCACCCUCCGACAAUGGAUGGUUCUACUUUAAAAUAUCCGUGAUUGUUUGCUGUGGAAUUCAAACUUCUUUCUUCUCUAGCACCUUCAAAUUACACAACUUUCAACUGAGAAGGGUCUUAUACAGAACAAUGCCACAGUGAAGGAAGAGAUCCUUCUUUUACUUCAAACUGAAUCAGGCCUGGGAAAUGGUACUUUCCAAGGAAUGCUGACUGAUCCAGGCAUGUUAACGCGCUUCCUAGUCGUUGCCACCUUCCUGUGCUGCCUGUGGCUCAUUGUUUAAGAUUCAAAAUCAGGGAGGUAUAUUACUUCAGAUCUGUUCACCUCUGCCUUUGUAAUCAAAAGUCCUUAAGUCAGUGACCAAGAGAGAAUUACCUUCACUCAUCUCAUUCCCCCUCAACAGAUGGAGGUGAGAAACCCCUGGAAAAAUUGAGAUAUCCUUAACCACUAUUGGUCUUCUUGGUUUAUUUGAUGGUUUUAUGCCAGAAACUUGAAGAAAUUCCUCUCUUUCUUUUUCCUAGUGCUUAACUUUAACAUUCACAUCAUACACCAGUGUUAUCUUAACCAUGUGCAUCCUGUGAAUGAACCAUGUCUUGGUCACUAUCAUAUUUUGAAACAUCUCAUCAUGGGUGAAUAAUAUGUUUAUACCAGAGAGAAUGAAUGUUAGCCACAUGCCCAAGUUAAUAAAGAAAAAUUGUUCUCAGCAAUUAUGGUUGCCCUUUUGGGUUAAAUCUGGCCCUACACUGGCAAAAAAAAACAGAAAUUCUCCCUGGGAGAGCUCACCAGCUCAAAAACAACCACAGGAAAAACAACCCAAUCAGCCAGUUUAGGCUAACUGGCAUAUAAUUUUCAAUAGCAUUCCUUCUAUCAUCCCAAAUUAAAGAACUGUUCUCUAUUAUGUUUAGUCGAUUGCAAGUGAAUAGAUUCUCCUUUGUAACAAUUUGUUCUGCCGAAGGCAGUUUGUCAUCUUCCCCUUCCUUUGCUUCUUUCCCUCUUUUUCUCUGCUUAUCCCCAAAAGUCACUUAGAACCUCUGUGCCUCUUCUACAUCUUACUCUGAGCUGCUAUGUUACCUAUUAGGCUGGCUUCUUUGGACUCCCUAUGUAAUAUUAAGAUGUGAGAACCUAAAAGACUUUCAGUAUAAUAGUAUUACUUUGAUGUUCUCAUCAGCAUAAUAUUAUCUUUGAAAAGGAAAGAUAUCCAUGACAUAGGUUCCCCUUCUUAUCCAUUGUGAUUUAUAUGAAUGGAAAAACUAACAGAAACUGCUUUUUGACAUUAUGAAGACAUGAGGAAUUAUAUUUAAGUAACUAACAGUUGAAUCAGAAUUAUUGGGUCAGUAUGACUCAAUCUAAUAAUAGAAUGCCAUAGAGCAAAUGCAUUAUUUAGUCUAAUUUCUUCAACUGUGAUGGAUUGCUAUAGAAAUCAGCCGGCAGUCUCUCUAAUAUGUAUUGAUUUCUCUUUUAAGCUACUGUGAACAGAUUACUAAGGCCAUCUCUUCAUCUCUAAAGGGGAAAAAUAGUCUGUAAAUGAAGAAUGUGGCUUAUGUGGAGUUGCAUGUUAGUCUCUGUAAUCAUUAACUCUUCAGCAUUCUACAGAACUCACAUGAUUUCAACAUGGUGUUAGAUUUGUGCAUUUUAAUUUUCCUGCCGAUCUUGUUCCAGCCUACGUAUGGUUAUCCACUCUGUGUGCCAAAACCAGUAACGCCUUCUGUGGCCCGGUAGUCCAGAGAAGUUCUGCACUGAUUUUAGCCUCUUGCCGUCCCAAUCCUACAUGUAUACCAAUCACGAUGGAAUAAAGUGUGAGUUGUACUGUGA
This is a messenger RNA of Sciurus carolinensis (gray squirrel), 3971 nucleotides long. It is a transcript of the gene Ddah1, whose product is annotated as dimethylarginine dimethylaminohydrolase 1. Gene Ontology annotation, molecular function: amino acid binding; dimethylargininase activity. The transcript has 6 exons. The coding region runs from base 172 to 1029 and encodes 285 amino acids. Gene Ontology annotation, biological process: positive regulation of nitric oxide biosynthetic process; arginine metabolic process. The record is from RefSeq and is a predicted model, not a curated record. NCBI's taxonomy places the organism in Eukaryota, Metazoa, Chordata, Mammalia, Rodentia, Sciuridae.